AUGGCGAAAGAGGAUUUGAAGAACCAAGAUGCCCAAAUGUGCAACAGGGUUUGUCUCAAAGGACCCAGAAAAGUUUCCUAUGAUUUCAGAGACAUUGCUUUCACUCCCUACGGUGAAUGUGGGGCGGAUGAUUCCUUGAAACUCCAUUCUUAUGUGAAGAGUGUUCACAUAGAGCUUUCCAUUGCUGAUUUUGCUCGCCAUCUUGGACUCUCUUGCGAUGGACCAUGUAUCUUUUGGACUCCAAAAAGCACUAUCUUUAGAGACUUCAUAAAUCAUGAAGAAGCUUACUCCUCCAUCUUGAAGCAAUAUGAUCCUCAGGCGGCAACCGUGGAAGAAGAGAUUGCCAAUCUCAUGAAUUCGCUUGCUGAAGCUGCUUCAACUCCAGUUGUUCUCUCUGAAAAGGUUUUUAAAUCCAGACUCCAUGAUUUGCAAGAUUGCUUUUGGGUUUUCAGCAAUUUGGAUUCUUUCUUUGAUAUUGCAAUUGAAGAUCAUCUCGACCCCAAUAGACCCAAACCAGAACGUAAAGACCUCAUCGAUGUCGUGCUUCAAUUGGAGAGAAAGAGAUUCAUUCGCAUUUGCAUCACCAAAGAACAUAUUAAGGGAGUUCUCAAGGAUGUAUUCUUGGGAGCAUUAGAUACAAGUGCUAUCACCAUGACAUGGACCAUGACAGAGCAUGCUAGGCAUCUUAAAGUGUUGAACAAGGUUGAAGAUGAGAUCAGGUGUUGCAUGGGAAAUAAAGGGAAAGUGGAAGAGAGUGACAUAGAAAAUCUUCCUUACUUCAGGGCAGCAGUGAAGGAGUCAUGGAGAUUGCAUCCACCAGUCCCAAUUUUAAUUGAUAGAGAAACAAUGGUUGAAUGCAAGCUAGAAGGGUAUCACAUUCCCAACAAGAUGAGGCUUCUUGUUAACAUUUUUGCAGUGAAUAGGGAUCCAAGGUACUGGAAGAAACCAGAGGAGUUUGAUCCAGAGACGUUCAUGGAGAACCCACUUGAUGUGAAAGGGCAUAGCUUUAAGUUCUUGCCAUUCGGGUCAGGUAGGAGGAUUUGCCCAGGGAUGAAUAUGGGAAUUGCAAAUGUGGAGCUUAGUCUUGCAAAUCUUCUUUAUAGCUUUGAUUGGAAACUGCCUAAGGGAACAACAAUUGCAGACAUCAACAUUGAUGAGUUGUUCCAUUUUACUCUCAACAAGAAGAUACCUCUUAUGUUAGUGCCUAUACCCUAUUACUGGCAGAAGGCCUGA
Molecule: messenger RNA, 1233 nt
Organism: Telopea speciosissima
Lineage: Eukaryota; Viridiplantae; Streptophyta; Magnoliopsida; Proteales; Proteaceae
Product: cytochrome P450 71B19-like
Exons: 5
Coding region: 1-1233 (410 amino acids)
Molecular function (GO): monooxygenase activity; heme binding; oxidoreductase activity, acting on paired donors, with incorporation or reduction of molecular oxygen
Source: RefSeq, a predicted model, not a curated record